Molecule: messenger RNA, 1107 nt
Organism: Sporothrix schenckii 1099-18
Lineage: Eukaryota; Fungi; Ascomycota; Sordariomycetes; Ophiostomatales; Ophiostomataceae
Product: 2OG-Fe(II) oxygenase family oxidoreductase
Exons: 1
Coding region: 1-1107 (368 amino acids)
Molecular function (GO): dioxygenase activity
Source: RefSeq, a predicted model, not a curated record
AUGGCCGCUACCGCCGCAAAGUACAACCCGUUUGCCGGGUUUACUGAUAACGAAGACGAGGCCAUUGCUACGGGCAUUGGUGCCCGCAAGGUCGUUGCCGGUGACAUCCCGCCCAUCACCCAAAUUCCCGUGGUGGACCUGGCCGGCGCCUUUUCGGACGACAUUGCCGCUCGGCGCAAGGUUGCCGCAGAGGUUUACACGGCCUGCUCGCAAAUUGGCUUUUUCUACAUCAAGAACCACGGCGUCGACCUGGACCUCAUCGCCAAGUGUCAAAAGGCCGGCCUCUGCUUCUUCCAGGACCAGACACACGAGCAAAAGAUGGAACUCAGCAUGAGCCGCAACCCGACGGAGUACUUUGGCUACGCUCCCAAGGCCGGCACCAUGCCUGACGGGGCCAUCAAACGGCGCAUGUACGAGACCAUCCAUUGGGGUUACGAGGCCGAGCUGGACCCCGAGGCAACGGGGCCGUGGGACUCGAGCUACAACUUCUACCCACCCGACGACACCAUGCCCGGUUUCCGUGACCUGAUGCGCGAGUACUAUGGCGCCAUCAUGGUGCUUGCGCGGCGACUGCUCAAGAUCCUGGCCCUGGGUCUGCAGCUAGAUGAAGACUACUUUGAUCAGUUCACCAAACACCCCAACGUCAUGCUGGCGCUCAACUACUACGAAGCCGCCGCGCCGCAGAACCCGGAAGGCUCCGGCAUCUUUGCCCACAGCGACCUCGAGGUGUUUACGAUCCUGUGCCAGGACGAGGUCAAGUCGCUCGAGGUGCUGUCCAACACGGGCAAAUGGCUGCCCGCAAACCCAAUUCCGGGCCACUUUGUCGUGAACGUCGGCGACACGCUGAGCAUGUGGACCAACGGCCUGCUGCAGUCGACCAUCCACCGGGCGUACAACAUCGAGGGAAAGACACGGCUGUCGAUGCCGUUUUUCUUUGGGGCCGACAACGAGGCCGUCAUCGAGGCGUUUCCGUCGUGCGUCACUGCGGACAAUCCGGCACGCUUCAACCCCAUCCAGAUAGGCAGCUACCACAAAGAGCGAAUCCACCUGCAGUAUCCUGAGGGCAAGGCCGUGGCCCCAAAGGCGGUAGUGAUCAAGUCGGGGUAG